AUGCAAGCACCAACCGUACCAUUUGCCUGUUACACUCCAUUCUCAAUUGCUCACGAUCUCAAGAAAGAUGCUGAUAUGUUGAGAAAAGCAAUGAAAGGAAUUGGAACUGAUGAAAAAACUUUGAUCACUAUUCUUGCUAAUCGUAAUUGGGAAGAGCGUGCCGGUAUCAUCAGAGAGUACACCACUCAUGUCGGUAGAGAUUUGAUUAAGGAUAUUAAGUCUGAGACCUCUGGUAACUUUGAGAAGGGUUUGGUUGCACUCUUGACCGAUCCAGCCAUCUUUGACGUCGAAGCUUUGAUCAAGGCAAUGAAGGGUGUCGGUACAAACGAAGCCGUCCUCACAGAGAUCCUCGUCACCAGAAACAACGCUCAAAAGGCAAGAAUCUCCCAGAUCUACGCCACCCAAACCGGAAAGUCGUUGAAACAUGCCAUCUCCUCAGAGACUAGCGGUGACUACAAGCACCUCCUCGAAGAACUCUUGGAUCCACGUGACGAGUCGUGGAUUGUCGAUCCAGCACGUGCCGCCGUCGACGCCGAAGCACUCUACCACGCCGGUGAAGGAAAGAUCGGAACCGACGAGAAGACCUUUAUCAAGAUCUUGGCCAACCGUAACUUCCUCCAGAUUCGUGAGAUUGCCAGAAUCUACGAGACCAUCCACAAGAAGCACUCCUUGGAGAAGGCAAUCGAGAGUGAAUUCUCUGGUGAUAUCAGAUCGGCACUCAAAUCGAUCGUUCUUUUCUCACAGGAUUCAUUCGCCUACUUUGCACGUGUACUCCACAAAUCGAUGGCCGGUGUCGGAACCAACGAUGAAACACUCAUCAGAAACGUUGUAUACUGUCAACCAUUCAUCACCGCCGUCUCCAAGGCAUACCAUGUUGUCUUUGGAAAGACUCUCCAAUACGACAUCGAAAAGGAUUGCUCCGGUGACUACAAGAAAUUAUUAAUCGAUAUUAAACAACACUCAAAAGGCAAAAAUUACCGUGAUCUACCGGUCAAAGCCCAAAAGUCUUUGAAUUAUGAUAUUUCCUCAUCAGAGACUAGCGCUGACUACAAGAAUAGCCUCGAAUCACUCUUUGAGUCACGUGUCGAGUCGUGGAUUGUCGAUCAAGCAAGUGCUGGUGUCGACACUGAAACCCUUGUACAAAUCCGUUGA
Messenger RNA from Heterostelium album PN500, 1152 nucleotides. Its product is annotated as annexin. Gene Ontology annotation, cellular component: plasma membrane; cytoplasm. Lineage: Eukaryota; Evosea; Eumycetozoa; Acytosteliales; Acytosteliaceae. The coding region runs from base 1 to 1152 and encodes 383 amino acids. The record is from RefSeq and is a predicted model, not a curated record. The transcript has 3 exons. Gene Ontology annotation, molecular function: calcium ion binding; calcium-dependent phospholipid binding.